AUGGCUACCGCUCAUUCCUUGGGAAGGGAUCAUACUACCGAAGAGUGGGAAUCUUUUCAGUUCCGAUUCGGGUUUGUCCUAGAACAUGGAGUGCAAAUCCGCUUUCCUGAUGCGUCACUUUACAAUCCUCCCGAGGGAAAAGAAUAUGGGUUUUCCGUGAGAGAGUUGACCCCUAUUGCUAUAAACAAGAUAAUGGGUUUUGAACUCCUCUGUCGUGCCCUAGGCCGCCUGCCGACUGUUCCGGCCUUCAACUAUACAAGGGCUAAGGUGUACGUCGAUCGCGCUCCAACACUCUUUGGUGCUGACAAUGAUCUGGAUGAUGCCCUAAAGAAGAUCAACAUCAAUGGUGAAGAUUGGCUUGAUUUCUUCUUGGCCGCUAGCGGAAUGAGCGCUGCUUGGAGGCUCGUGGGAAGAUGCCCGAGUUUUUCGUCGAGAAAGAAGGUAUUGUGCUUUUCAGACUGUAUGGAGGAGGUUGUUUCUUUAAAGAAAAAUCUUCAUGGUCUAUUCGACGGUGAACUUCAGUGUCGCGACGUCGAUCUGGUAGAGACUCUUCCACCCCAUGUUUCCAGUCGAGGAAUCGAGGCUACCAUUAGUUCUGACAUCAUUGUCACUGGCGCUUCUGAGAAGGAUCCAGAUCUGCAGGAUAUCGUUGUCACUGGCGCUUCUCAGAAGGAUCCUACACCUUCCGGUUUUUCCAUUGGCCUGAGGGUGCGCUACCGACGUGAAUCGGUGGUGGAUUCUCUUGUCUUUGCACCACUCUUUGAAGGGACUUCCUUCAAAUUGUGCUCCGUUAUCACUUAUGAGGAUUCUGGGGGUGCCAAAAUAGGCCAAGAUAUUCUUGGUCAUGAGCGUUAUCAUUUGCUUGCCAGUGAGGUGACCAGCAGUUCUGGAUUAACAUUUAGGAAGAAUAUCAAUCACACCAACUACAAUCAGCUUCCUAUUAAUCAAAUAUUGUUGCUGAAAAAGAACCAAUUGCAGGUCCGCAGGUCCGCUUCUCUGUCUGAUAAGUUUACAGGUAUUGUUCCCUCCUAUGAGUCAUUUCACUUGUUUAAAGGUACGGUUUUCUCCUCAGUUUCGAAUCUUUUAGUUUCCUCCGUUCUGAAAAAAUCGACUGUCAAUCUAUCAAAUGGAAUCACACUUUCUGAUUAUUGGGAUUAUUUUGGAAUAAUGUUAUUGAUUGUGGAUCCAAGUUUGAUGGCAUAUUCCAGGAUUAUUCACGGCAAUGUGCCACUCUUGAUACAAUGUCUAAGCUCUUUAAACUUGUUAAGCCCAAGUGUAAAGUCUCUCAUUGGAGUCUGUCCAUUUUCAUUCCAAGAGUCCAGACGUGAGAAGAAGUUAAGAAACGAUGACCUAACCCUAAUCGUCGACGCCUCCACCUACAGUUCUCGUUGCUAUCUGCAUCUCUGUUCGAUAAGGAAGAAUAUCAAUCACACCAACUGCAAUCAGCUUCCUAUUAAUCAAACAUUGUUGCUGAAAAGAACCAAUUGCAGGUCCGCAGGUAUUGUUCCCUCCUAUGAGUCAUUUCACUUGUUUAAAGCAAGUUUGAUGGCAUAUUCCAGGAUUAUUCACGGCAAUGUGCCACUCUUGAUACAAUGUCUAAGCUCUUUAAACUUGUUAAGGCAACACACGUACACACAACAGCAUCAGUCCCUUGUGCAUCUCUCAUUGAGUUUAUUUUUAUUAAUUGUUCAUAUUGGAUGGUGGUGUUUUAUUUUGAAUUCAAUUUUUGAUGAGUGA
Lactuca saligna is the source of this 1737-nucleotide messenger RNA. NCBI's taxonomy places the organism in Eukaryota, Viridiplantae, Streptophyta, Magnoliopsida, Asterales, Asteraceae. The record is from the annotation of a GenBank genome assembly.